AUGCGGCAGCUAGUGAACCCUGAAAAGCGCCUGACCAACCGUCAGGUGGACAUUUCGUCAGGGUGCCGCAGACGAGCCUCACGACGAGAUCCAUCUAUUGCCGCCACUCUUCGUGACCGUCGUGAACCUCGCGAGCUUUUCAGUCGGACAAAGAUAUGCCAUAAUGAACGGUCUCAGGCCCGCACUUCCUUAUCUUCAAAUCUAACUCUGACAAUUAUGUAUCAUUAUAUCACUGUUAGGUUCCCUAUAGUACAUAUUCCGAGAUCGUCCCGUCGCCCCUUUGUCCAAUCUACCAGUUGCUGCCUUCGAAUACCGAUGCGUUUUCGCAUCCUUGCUCCUUCCUUUAUUGCCGCUCGCACCUCCCUAAAUCGAGACACAGAGAGUGUAUCUGAAGAGGGCCGCGGACUGCCCAUACUUGCUUCUCGCGUAUCCUUCUGCGACUCUUCACACUUCACCAUCUCCGAAGCAAGCUUUCGGAGCUCUAGCGUCUCCAGGUCUCCAUACCCAAUCCCAGACUCAUCCAUCACAUUUCUUGCCAGCCAUGGAUGCGUAUCAUGUGUAGGACUCAGAGUCAUGAACCGACUCAUUGGCAGCAAUGUCACUAUCUUGAACGUUGAAAUCUGCGUCCUCGAAGUCGUCAACCUCUCCGAAGAUUCGGCGAUAUGUCUCUUGCUCGUUUGCUCGGGCCCGUUCUUCCAGGAUCAGAUUGACCUGGAAGUACCCAUCGCUCUUUACCAAGUGUUAGCCAUGAAAUACCUUCAUAGGUCAUGGCUUCUCACCUUGGGGUAUGCUGCAUUAUGUAUUCGCAUGUUCUCCUCUGACAAUCGGCCCGAAGGCGUUGAGCGUCGCUGCUCCGCCAUUUCCACUUCUAAGUACUGCUUGUCUUUUCUACCUUUCUGGAUAUUCUCGCCUGGAACACGACUAAGAGAGCACACUUGUCAACCUUUAUCCAUUCAUCUACCAAUCUACGAGUUCGACACCUACCUUCGUCUUUCGUAUCCACGAAAGAGGCUGAGGCAUGAAUUAUUGCACCUUUGGUUCGGAGUAGGAAGGUUGAUGGUGUGGGACGCACAUUCCAGGAGCGAUGUCCUUAUCACGGUCGACUAUGAGGACCUCACGAUCGAAAUCAGGGCUGUGGGUGAUAUAUGCCCAACUCUGGGGUAUUGUACCUCUCUCUCAGCACCGCACGGAUGCGUUUAUUCCCCGAAACCUUUGCGCGAGGUUGCACGUUAUGAGUCGUUGCAUGGGACGGCACAUGCAGGCUUCCUGCCCCAUUACCAUGGUCAGACGUGUGCAUAUUGCCUUUUAGCCUUGCGCCAACACGCGGUGGCCGCUGAUCCCUGGGCUCGGGUGGGGAUGUCCAAGCUAGCCAGAUUUCCCAAUGAUAUCUCCACGAGCACCAUUGCUGCGUCUCCGCCACUUGAAACAUGUGGUCUAUGGGACUUUCAUCUUAAUGCACUUCAACCGGCUUCUCAUGGCAUUCUUGUUCGCUUUUCAUAUUCCAUAAUCGUUACGAGCGGGCAUUUCGCCGGAUCAGGGCAUUGCGCCAUAGGAUCGAUGUUACAAACUCGACUCCUCAAACAACGCCCUCUCAGUCUUUCGUGCGCUGAAUUCGACAAACUCGGCAUUUUUUUUCUUCCUCACUACAACCAUGUGCACGUCAAAAGGGGCCAAAACCGUUCAGCAUCCAAUCAGAAUCUCAGUUCGGUCGACAGUCGAACGGCUGACAGACGAACAUCUGGAACAUCCAUAUUUGUUGUCGGUGACACCGUAAAAUGGGGGUGGGCAAAUUCGAUUGUUUUCUUUCUUUGGACCCUGGAACAGCAAGAACGAUUUAUCCGUGCCGCGUGGAAGGAGUGGCUUCAGCCCUCUUAUCGUCACCAUCCUGUGCGCAUGGUUUACGAUCUGAACCUGCACUCGAUCACAUUGCCAUCACACCACCUUGACACUCACCUUGACACCCAUCAGUGCUUCGUUCAAGAGCUCUCUGCUGUACCAUUGCUGUGGGUUGCUUUUCGUCCCGAUGCAUUGGUUACGGGGUCGAAUAAAGUUCAACUUGCCCGCCUUUUGAACGAAAUGUGGAGCAAAACAGACGCCAGAAGGUCAGAUGUGAGCUGGCGGUUGCUCAAAGCUCCACUUCCGUUGAUCCCGCGAGGUUUCAUUGGAACGACCGCCGAACGACCCACAAGAAGGCAAUUGAACUUUAACAACCCCACGUUCCAGUCUCCGAGUGCCCAACAUGAAGCGCCUUCAUGCACUUCCAGGCUGCCUCUGUCCAAUUGUCAUGCUGAGAGCACAGGGACGCUUCCAAGAGCUUUAUCCGUCCGCGGAAGGUUGCCCCUUGAAAUCGCCGUACCGACAACUGUAACACAUCACGCCAGCCAAGUGCUCUCUGCAUGCAUUCAAUCUAUUCCCGACAAAUGCAGUCUUAGAAUUCCCUUCUCCACAGCACGGCUCAAUCAGGAUGAGGAUUAUCACAACCAUUUCACGUUUCCUUUCCUGCAAUCAGGCAUAUUUCCAAUGUGCUUUGAUGUAUCAAAAUGCAGUGUGAUAUUGAAACAUCCUUGCCAGAGUUGUCAGCCUGAUUUUACCCGCCGCCCUGGCAAUGGGACCCUUUCACACGCCUGUGCUUCGCUGACCAAUAUUCUGCUGUCCUCUUGCCGCAGGCGUAAAUCACAACAGAACCCAUCAUUCGGGACGGUUACCAGCUUUGCGAACCACGAAGUGGAGACAACAUCAUGGGAAGGUGCGAGCAGUGUCUCACUGCUAGGUUGCCUCACUUUCAGUUUGCGGGAUUGCGAACCACCAGCGUGGAUGACCCCGAAGAUCUUACUCUCUUUCCGAUCAUAUCUGUUCCCUUUACUAGAUACAUUCACGAUAGUCAACCAUUAUAUCCACAUGUUCGCAGUGUGGAUAUUAGAUGCUAUUAGCCAUCACUAUCCAUAUAGUGUUCCACUUGCCCAAACUUCUCAAAAUAGAUGCCCCAUAGCAAGUCUGGGCGUAGUUUCGUUUAUGUUACUUCGACAACCGGAAUAUUCAGUCAUCAUCUUCAAAUUCCAAGCAGAGAACGUUUCUCUUGUAAUGAUGUUGACAGAAAAUGCCACCGGUUUAGUGGUGUCUUUCGGGUAUAAACACCCCACCUGGGUAGAUGUGAAGCCAGAGCAAAAGGUCAACCUUUUGCUCGAUUGCCACGAUAAGUUCCAUGAUAAUGAGUGUGCAUGCCUUAUCUUUCAAAGCAUUCAUUUCCACACUAUCGAAUUACUCUUCACUUUCCCUCUUGCGCAGCCAAUGCACAACCUAAUUUGUUUUCCUCAUUGUGUCCAGUUAAGAGUAAAAGGGAUCGGGCUGCCAUUCACAUUCCUAUUUGGAAGUUCGUUUCACCCAACGUAUACUCUCCCUUCUAGCUGCGGGUCGAAUAACAAGGCUCCCAAGGAGAAUAUAAUAAACCAGAAUCUCAGUUUUCCCCCGCGGUCUAGCACGCUCCAUCAAAUCUCACAUCGAUCUGAAUACAAGAAAGAUGCCAGUAUCACAGCAUCAAUCGAAAGCGCUCCUAAGCUCCCGCUAGACAAUAUAUUGCUCCCGUUGAGUUGUUGGAUCAUUGGAAGGUUUGGAAAAUGUUUUGAGAACACUUGCUCCCUCAAGUUAAGAGCCAUCUUUCCUCAAGGCUGCCGAGUUCCAAACAAAUUAACAAAUAAUCCUCUGAAGAAAAUAGCCUCACUCUCCUUCAGAGUAAAUACAUUCCUGGGAAAUAGCAGGAGGCAAGUAGAUUACCAAAUUGAAUUCAUGGCGUCCCAGAAUUCCUACUGUGCCGUUUCCGCGAACGUGUUCCACCAGUCACCAGGCCAAACCACUCACCAGGCCACCUCAAAACCCACCAAAAAUCGAAACCCCGCACCUUGA
Messenger RNA from Lindgomyces ingoldianus, 3900 nucleotides. RefSeq lists its product as uncharacterized. Lineage: Eukaryota; Fungi; Ascomycota; Dothideomycetes; Pleosporales; Lindgomycetaceae. The coding region runs from base 1 to 3900 and encodes 1299 amino acids. The transcript is spliced from 25 exons. The record is from RefSeq and is a predicted model, not a curated record.